Molecule: messenger RNA, 1368 nt
Organism: Rotaria socialis
Lineage: Eukaryota; Metazoa; Rotifera; Eurotatoria; Philodinida; Philodinidae
Source: the annotation of a GenBank genome assembly
AUGGCAUCAACUGUUUUUCUCAUUUAUCCUGCUUCACCAGCAGGUAAUAAUCGUCGUCUAGAAAUAGCUGGUCUCGAUCUAUGGAAAAUGGCACGUAUCGAUAAUGUGUUUGUUUAUCCUUCGGAAAUCAAUAUUGAUUGUUUCAUUGAAGCACUGAGUCGUACGCUUUCGUUGUGGUCUGUAGUUGCUGGCCGUUUUCGUUUAGAUGAUGGCGAACAUUAUAUUAUUGAAAUGUCUGAUAAUCCGAUACCAGUGACAUUAGUUAGAAAUAAUGAUUUAAUUCGAUGGCCAUUUGAUUCAAAUGUAGUGAUAGAUUUUUGCAAAAAUUCUCUUUCGCCAUAUAUUGACGAAGUACAAGUAUCAAAACUAUUUGAUAAUACAGAAAAUGAACCCCUUGUACGAUUCAAACUAACUCAUAUUAUACAAAGUAAUGAAUGGAUAUUAGGUAUAAGUUGGGCACAUGAAUUAGGUGAUGCUGAUUCUUGUUUAAGAUUUUUAAAUACACUCUCUCGUUUAUAUCAACAAAUGGAACCUGCUGAGCCAUUACCAAUAUUUGAACGACGUUUAUGGAAAUCUGAUGAUGCUAAUCCUUGUUUUUUAUCUAGUAUGAAACAUUUUCUAGAUGCUAAACCUUUCGAAGUGAUGUGGAAAAAAUUUAUGGUUGAUCAAGAACUUUACGAUCAAGUUAAUUUAAUUUUUUCUAGUGAACAACUUGUCAAAUUACAAAGUCUAGCUAGCGAAGAGAACAAUAUAACAAUGCACGAUGCACUAACAGCUUAUAUUAUUCUUACCUUGAAUACAUAUUGUUAUCCUAAUAAUGAUGAACGUCAUAUUCUACGUACAAAAACAUCAAUCAAUUUUCGUGGUGUAUCCGAUUCGAUUGCUUCAUACGGUCAAAUAAGUAAUGCAGUAUUUUUGAUGUUAUCAGAUAAUUUUGAAGAUUCAUAUUCAUUAUCAAAUAUUGCCAAAACAAUUCGUCAAUCGAUUAUUAAAUCACGUGACCCUAACUAUCUUGAACGUUCGUUAGCAACUGCUGAUGAUGCCAUGAGAAAAAUGAUUCAUAAUAAUCAACUCGCUGAUUUAGGAUUUUUUCCAAAUGAAAUUAUUGUCAAUUCAAAUUUAAGAUAUGAUUGGGCGAAUUUAGUUGACUUUGGUUAUAAAGAUAGAUGCCGAUUUCAUACAGGUUGGUCAGGUACAUUUUAUUUACGAGUAUUUCGUCAAAAUCCAGUGUAUAAUGAGAAUGAAUGGCUGCCAAGUGAUAGAAAUGGAGCUGAAGUUGUAUUUCGAAUAGAAAAAAAUUUGAAAGACAAUUUCAUUAAUUCAAUUAAAAACGAUAUGAGUGAAAAUUUUGAAAAUAUAAAGAAAUAA